UGCACUCAGAAUUCUGCGACCGGUGACGGGAACGGCGUGCUCGUCCGCAACAGAGGGAGUUGGUGGCGACACAUCAGCCUGCGUUAAAGGAACUCUAAUGAACAGAAGGCUCGCUCAUCAGGAACAGAGGAGACACAGAAGCGCGGCCGCUCAAAGGCCUAUUCUUUGGAUAAGAUUUCAUGAAGAAUAGUGCUCCUACUGCCACAUUUGCUACUACUGUCGCAUGAACCAUUUCCUCUUUAUAUAGCCGACGAACGGGAGUACUUAUGCCUCGUCUUCCCGCUUCCCCCUUGAGCUCAACCCAUCAUCGGCGAUUGCAUACCUGCUGCCGGCCGAUUCCUUCCGAGUUUGCAGAAAUGGGCAGCUUCCACGCCAUACGCAAGGCGCAGAGGGCUCAAGGUCCGGCCACCAUCAUGGCCAUCGGCACCGCCAAUCCUCCCAACCUCUACGAGCAGAGCACGUACCCGGACUACUACUUCCGCGUCACCAACUCCGAGCAGAAGCAGGAUCUGAAGCACAAGUUCCGUCGUAUCUGCGAGAAGACCAUGGUGAAGCGGCGCUACCUGCAUCUCACGGAGGCGAUCCUCAAGGAGAGGCCCAAACUGUGCUCCUACAUGGAGCCAUCUUUCGACGCCCGGCAGGAGAUCGUGGUGGAGGAGGUGCCCAAGCUGGCUAAGGAAGCCGCCGCCAAGGCCAUCAACGAGUGGGGCCGCCCCAACUCCGACAUCACCCACUUGGUCUUCUGUUCCAUCAGCGGCAUCGACAUGCCCGGCGCCGAUUACCGCCUCGCAAAGCUCCUUGGCCUGCCGUUGUCUGUCAACCGGAUCAUGCUCUACGGCCAGGCCUGCCAUAUGGGCGCCGCCAUGCUUCGCAUCGCCAAGGACAUCGCCGAGAACAACAGAGGAGCGCGCGUGCUCGUGGUGUCCUGCGAGAUCACCGUCCUCAGCUUCCGGGGUCCGGACGAGCACGACUUCCAGGCGCUCGCAGGGCAGGCGGGAUUCGGAGACGGGGCGGCCGCCGUCAUCGUCGGGGCGGAGCCCGUCCACGGCGUCGAGAAGCCGAUCUACGAGAUCAUGUCGGCCACGCAAGUGACGGUACCAGAGAGCGAGAAAGCCGUCGGAGGCCACCUCAGGGAGGUCGGCCUCACCUUCCACUUCUUCAACCAGCUGCCCAUGAUCAUCGCCGACAACAUCGAUAAAAGCCUAUCGGAGGCUUUCGAGCCUCUGGGGAUCACCGACUGGAAUGACAUCUUCUGGGUGGCCCACCCCGGGAACUGGUCGAUAAUGGACGCCAUCGAGGUCAAGCUGGAGCUGCAGCAGGAGAAGCUCAGCACGGCGCGGCAUGUGUUCGCCGAGUACGGGAACAUGCAGAGCGCCACUGUCUACUUCGUGAUGGACGAGGUGAGGAAGCGGUCGGUGAGGGAGGGGCGGGCGACCACCGGAUACGGACUAGAGUUGGGUGUGCUCUUCGGGUUUGGCCCCGGGCUCACCAUCGAGACCGUGGUGCUUCGCAGCGUGCCUCUCUAGGAUUCUCGAUGGAGCCUUAAUCAACGAUGUCCCUCCUGGCAUGCGAGUAAUCCAUCUGGUAGCUUCUCUCACGUUUAAUCAUCCUUCCUUUCUCUCAGUAUGUCUUUGUAGGAGAAAAAGGAAAAGGAAACGCGAUGUGAGUCUGUAAAAUAAGGUUGUGUUUUGUCAUCUAAUUUUCCUCUGAUCUGAUUGGAGCCAAUGUAGUCCGGACGACGAAUCAUAUA
Messenger RNA from Musa acuminata subsp. malaccensis (wild Malaysian banana), 1750 nucleotides. Its product is annotated as curcumin synthase 2. Gene Ontology annotation, biological process: polyketide biosynthetic process. NCBI's taxonomy places the organism in Eukaryota, Viridiplantae, Streptophyta, Magnoliopsida, Zingiberales, Musaceae. Gene Ontology annotation, molecular function: acyltransferase activity, transferring groups other than amino-acyl groups. The record is from RefSeq and is a predicted model, not a curated record.